This is a messenger RNA of Phragmites australis (common reed), 1439 nucleotides long. Its product is annotated as ethylene-responsive transcription factor ABR1-like. Lineage: Eukaryota; Viridiplantae; Streptophyta; Magnoliopsida; Poales; Poaceae. Gene Ontology annotation, molecular function: DNA-binding transcription factor activity; DNA binding. The transcript has a single exon. Gene Ontology annotation, biological process: ethylene-activated signaling pathway; regulation of DNA-templated transcription. Bases 521 to 1261 code for a protein of 246 amino acids. The record is from RefSeq and is a predicted model, not a curated record.
GGAAACUUUUCUUGCCAUUUAAAGCUCUUGAUUUUGGAGAUAAAAAAUAAACGUGGAUUAAAUAUUAUGAUGACUUGUAGUUGCGCUGCCACCGAAUUCAAUACGCAACACCCAAAUCGUCGAUUUGACCGAGCAGAACCCAACCAUCUGCCGAUAUCUGAACACGCCACUGACCCGCGCGCAAGUGUGCGCAGCAUGCAUGCAAAUGAGCCUGCAUGUGGAUCUCACCAAGAAAGAUUAGGCGACUCCACACCUCUUCCAACACCCACCUAACUAAUCCAACACCACAAACAUACCGGCAAUACAUUGCCAGUCCUAUUCAUGCAUCGUUCAUAUCUAGGAAUUAGUCGCUAAAAGAUGGCACCAUUGUACAUGCCCUAAAGUCUAGGUGCUUGCGGCGGAGCAUAUGGAUAGACAUGUAUUUAAUUAAUACUCCACAGCAAAAAUACGACCCGCAUGGCAAAAAACAGCGCAGAAGUCAAAUGCACGCCUGCUAUAUAUCUAUCGCCUUGCUUACCUUAUGCAUGUCCCGUGCGCGCAAGCGUACUCAUCUUAUCGUCCACGCACAGGAGAAGAGCAGAGCCACGACGUGCAGGGCGCGGCGGCCAUGGACGAGAACUCCCCCACGCCCACCGCCGAGGCGGGCGGCGGGCGGCGCUACCGCGGCGUGCGGCAGCGGCCGUGGGGCAAGUGGGCGGCGGAGAUCCGCGACCCGCACAAGGCGGUCCGCGUCUGGCUCGGCACGUUCGAGACCGCCGAGGCCGCGGCGCGCGCCUACGACGAGGCCGCGCUCGGCUUCCGCGGCAGCCGCGCCAAGCUCAACUUCCCCGAGGACGCGCGCCUGACCACCUCGUCCACCGCCGUCGACACCACCACGGCCGCGAGAGCGGCGCCGGUGGCGGCCUCUCCACCGACGAUUGCUUCGACUGCGGCGUACCCGGCCAGCGCGGUCCCGGAUUACCUGCAGUACCAGAUGCUUCUGCAGGGAGGAAGCCAUGCCGGCGGCCAUGGUGAGUUCCCGUUGUACUACGACGGCGUUGGCGGUGGUGCUGGUGGGGCCAUGAGCAGUUCCUCGGGGUCCUACUCCUUUCCGGCCUCCUCUGUUACCGUGGCCUCUGUGCCGUCCUCUGCCUCCUCUGCUCCGGGCUACGACGAGGCGGCGCAGUGGACCUGGCCGGAGAGUGCGUUGAGCUAUCCGCCGACUACGGCUUCUUGGUCUGGUUCAAGCCACUAUCCACCGUCAACACGUCCUCCUCAAUAGCCCAUAGUACUUGCUGGUCUUUUUUUCUUUCUUUUUCCCAAAAGAAAAGAAUUGCUGUGAUUGGGAGGAUGAUUUUGUUCAAGAUACCUUCGUGCAAGGAUCCAAACAAGGUUGCACGACGGCAACGUUAUGUUUCUUCUUCGUUUGGUAGUGCUGAAUUGCUGAUCUCCCGUGUUAA